GCUUGUGUUAUUGUGUUGCAGGUGCGCGUAGAGCGGCCGCGGCCCCCGAGGCCCGCGCGGUCCCAUGCUGGCGGUGCCGCCCCCGGCCGCGCCGCCCCCGGGCUCGCGGCUCAGCCAGCCCGCCGCCGAUGAGCUCCGCGGCAGCAGCGGCGCGAGCAGCCCGGCGAGCCCAGAUAGCAGCCCCACCUCUGGCACCUUCAACGACGGGCCCAGGCCGGGCGAUAAGGAGAACCCGUUCCGCGAUCAAAGUCUCAGCAACGGCUCGCGCCCAGCAGCAGCAGUAGCGAGCAGCGUGUCCUCCCGACUCGCCAAGAGCCAGAGCGUCAUCGAGAACCUGCAGCGCAGCCUCGUCACCAAGCUCAGCCCGGCCACCAUCCAGUCGCUCAAGAGCAAGUACGCCGCCACGCCCGCGCCCCUCGCCAGGCCCGAGCAGACAGACCCGGACCUCGACGCGCCCUCCCCGACCUCGCCGCUUUUACCGGUGAAAAGCAGCCCCGAGGUUGGCGACAAGCCGCGCGCCAACGGGAACCGCAAGGCAACAGCUGCCGUCUUCGACGUCACCAACGUCGAGAACCAGAGCAGCGUCAAGCUCGCGUUCCUCAGCGGAGAGGCCGUCAAGCAGCCGGCGCCCCGCCCCGCCAAGAAAGCUGUCGAGAGGAAGCCACUGCACAUUCCCUGGGCCCGCAAGGUCGUUGCCAAACAGGCUGACAAGCAGUCCCCCAAGCCGCCGGUGCCCGCCAAGAAAGAGGCUCUCCGUGACAGCAACAGGCAGCCCAUCGCCGUCAAGAAGUCCCCCGCCAAGCCCACCAGGUCCACGCCUCAGGACGGCCUGUCUGAGCUUCUGAAGACGCUAGUCAUCGAUAACAGCUCGUCAUCCGAGAGGUCGACCGAAAAGUCUCGCGGCGGAGACGUCGUCAUCGAAACUCGAACGAGCGCCAACCCAGCCGACAACACGGCGUCACCAGCGCGACCGUCCAAGCCGCAGCCCGCGCCCAGGACGACCAGCCUGCCUCCAGCUUCCUCUGGAAGGACAUCGCGGGAGUCGAUAGUCUCUCCACGGGCCUCGCCGUCACCGAGGCCGCACAGCCUAAGCCCCCUGCCCAGACCGUCGCCGGCCACAUCUCCGGGCAGGACGCCCCCGGAGCGGUCGCAGCUCCUGGAGCACAGGCUCAACGAGAUCAGGAAGGACCUCUGGCACGAGGGCCAGGACUCGCCUCGCCGGCGCCAUGACUCGCUGCCCCCGGCGGACAGCGAGUCGCUCGCCGCCCCGCCUCGGUCCGUGCAGGAGGCCACGCUAGAGCACUACGCGCGCGCCAUCCAGAAGCACCUCGACGGCCGAGGGGCAGCGCCCGCCGCGCCGCGCCUCAGCGAGCUCUGCGUCGACACAUCUAGCUCGACGCACUCGUCCACGUCGACGCUCGUGUCCACGCCGUCGCAGUCCCCCGGCUGGGACUCGCUACCGCCCACCCCGCGCGGCAGGCGCUCCACUGACGGCGGUGGGCAGGAGUCUUCCUCGCACAAGAAAAGGCUGCGCGAGGAGUUGCUGGGCUUCUACUACAGGAGCCUGGAUCGCGAGAGUCGCGGGAGCAGGUCCGGCCGCAUGUCCGCGCCGCCGCUGCCCUACGUGAUCCCCACGGACCAGGCCACCUACACGGCGGACCGCACCCUGCGCCAGGAGUUCAUCGUGGUCCCCGGCGAGGCGACGUACCAGAACGUCCACUCGCUGCGCCGGCCGCCCGGGUCGCCGCUGCUCGCGUCUGGCGAGGACAGCGACAGCACCCUUGCCUCCCAGGACCAGCCGCGACCCCGCAGCAACAUGAACUUCUUCGUGCGCGGCGGGCCGCAGCGCAACACCAUCGGGGCCUACCCGGCGCGCAAGACGCCACCCAAGGAUGAGGUGGACCUGCGGCGGGAGUUUGGCGGCGACGUCGAGCUCCGCCACCCCCAAAAGCUGGUCAUCACCAACAACAAGAAGCGACACAACAGCGAGUCGGAGGCCGCACCACGAGCCGUCAACGGCAAGCCGAACAAGGGUGGCAAACCGUACGAGGCGUGGGGCAGUGGCAAGGAAAGCAAGAAGGCAAGCAAGUCAAACGGCACCGCCAACGGCAAGAAGUCUCUCUUCCCCAUCUUCCGGAAGGGCAGCCUGCACCCCAGUCCACCGACCACGCCAGGUACGCCGCCGCCCGUGCUGCCCAAGAGGGUCAGCUUCUCGUCGGCGACCUCCCCGAUGUACGCCACCAGCACGCCCAACGGCCACGGCGCGGCACGCCCCAAUGGCGACGGCUGGCCCACCAGGAAUGGGCCAGCUGCGACUCCACCGACGAGGACCUCGCGGCUGGACAGCAGCGACUCUGUGUUCCUGCCGAAUAAUUACUACGCGACUCAGGAGCAGAUCUACGCAAACCAGUACGCCGUGGCCCCGGGGGAGGGCACGUAUGUCAACUACACCAUGCCGACCCCGCCGGAGAUGCAGCCCGGCGCCCUCAACGGCGGGACCAACGGCGGGGGCCUUGCAGUCAACGGCUACUCCCCGGGGAGCGCGCACUCCCCCGUGUACGGCAAUUCGCCCAGGAACCUGUACGGCAGCACAAAGCAGACGCACACCUCCCCUUCCUCGCUGUACGGCAACGCCCGGCAGCCCUCUGGCACGCCCUCCGCCGGGGUGUACGGCACAGUGCAGCAACAGCAACAGCAGCUACAGCUGCAGCAGGCACAGCAACAGCAGCAGCAGCAACAGCAGCAACAGCAGCAACAGCAGCAACAGCAGCAACAGCAGCAACAUCAGUCGCCCUCCGGAGUCUACGGAACGACCGUAAAGUCACCGGUCGGAAUCUACGGACCCACGUCGGGUCUCUACGGCUCAGCGCCCUCAGCUACAUACGGCAGCACCAAGCUGCCCCCCUCGGGGGCGUACGGGUCGACCCAGUCGUCCCCGGUGUACGGGACGAGGCAGCAGCCCUCGCCCGGCCCGCCGCGAGCCACCACGCCACAAGGGUCGGCGGCCGAGCUGACCAGCCCCUACGGUGCCAGGACCCCCAGCGGCGUAGCCUACAGCCCGUCGCAGCCGCCGUACAGCCUCGCGCCGCCACAGACCGGGUCUUCCCCAGGCAGCGUCUCCGUCGGCUCGGCGCCGUCGCCCGCGGGUUCGUCUUUCAACGCGUCCGCGAACACGUCCCUGAACGCGUCGAGUGCGUCGGUUUCGCCGUACGGACCGUACGGGCACCAGGGCCGCUUGUACGGGCGGACGGGGCUGCCGCCGCGCGCCCAGAGCGCCACCCCCACCAUGAUGAUGGCCCCGGACAGGCCGCUGCCGCCCAUCCCCGCCGGCAGGGCGUCGCUGGGGGGCCCGGGCCCGGGCCCCAGCCCCGGCUCCGUCGCCCCCAAGCUGAGCCAGCUCACCCUCUCCGAGAGCGAGUCCGGCAGCGAGGCGGGAGAGGUGCAGCGCAUCCUGCAGCAGGCCAACGACAAGAAGAAAAUAACCUUCAUCAAGUUCUCAGGUAAGCUCGCCCGCUGCAGAGUACGUAACCUGUCCUGGGAACACCACGUCUGUUUGUUUUGGGGCACUCCCUUGUGGGUCUCACCCACCACUCGAUGGUAAAAGUUGCGCGCAAGGUUUUUACAUGAUCA
Molecule: messenger RNA, 3630 nt
Organism: Frankliniella occidentalis (western flower thrips)
Lineage: Eukaryota; Metazoa; Arthropoda; Insecta; Thysanoptera; Thripidae
Exons: 1
Coding region: 65-3601 (1178 amino acids)
Source: RefSeq, a predicted model, not a curated record